AUGCAACCUACGGCCCACACAGCCCACACAGCCCUCGCUGCCUCACUCGUCGCCUCGGCCGCGCUUGCCGACCUCCGGGCGCUGCGCGCCGUAUCCCGGCAAUUUCGGGAGGCGGCGGACGCGCGCAUUUUCUCGCACGUGCUCCUCCUCGAGCUCGACGGCGACCUCGAGGUGCGCGAUGCGCAGGGCCACCGCCUUCCCGGCGUUCAGUGGGAGCUCAAGGUCACUCCUGCGGAGCGUGAUGUGUGGGUGUCGCGGCUCGCCCACGCACGUGUAGUGGACUACUACGACAACGUCGACCUCUCCAAGGACCCAGUUCUCGCGGCUGCGCUGGGUCAUGCACACACCGCGCGGCGACUGCGAGGCGGCCGCGGACUGUCACCUCACACUCUGAUGGACACGCUGCAGCUCGGAUACGACGAUGCGCAGGAGGACGGGUACGACUCUGACGACGACACGCCAUCAGGCAGCGUGGAGCAUGUGCCUUCAUCCGUCCGCGAUCUCACCGUGUGCGUGCGCUUUGACGCACGGCACCACCGCCUCACUGAGGCGAGUUACACCCUCUCGCUCCCGACCCUCGACUCGCUCACCGUCGUGUUUGCACAGGAGGAGUUCUCACGCAUCCCCUCGCGCUGCUGGAGCCGCGGAUCAUGCUGGUCCCCCCGCCGCAUGAGCCUUCAGAACUCUCCUGCGCCCCUUCCUCGAUGGGGUUUUCUCCGUCCGCUCAUCCGCCAGCUCGCUGAGGUGCACACGCCCAUCACACUGGUCGGGCUCGAAGCCAUUCCCCACACUCUCGUGGGCCUGCCUGCUGACAUGGACGUGGACGACGUUUGGCGCGAUUUUGCCGACGCAGUCCUGGUGCACGUGCCUCCAACCGCGCAGGACCCCACUCUGAUCUUCCUCUCGCUGGACGAGUACUGCCUCCGUGUGGGCAACGAGGCGUUCAAACUCGCCACGUCGCGUCCUGGGCCGCCGCCGAGCCCGCCCGAGACGCCUGACCUGAGCGACGACGACGAAUGGGAGGACCAGCGCAUGAGCAAGAGCCAGCGAAACGAGUGGGAGAAGCUCGUUCGCACUGCUGCUCGUUCUCUCAUCCGCAGCUGUCUCCUGUAUUAG
Molecule: messenger RNA, 1116 nt
Organism: Cutaneotrichosporon cavernicola
Lineage: Eukaryota; Fungi; Basidiomycota; Tremellomycetes; Trichosporonales; Trichosporonaceae
Exons: 1
Coding region: 1-1116 (371 amino acids)
Source: RefSeq, a predicted model, not a curated record